AUGCAAUGAUUGUCACCUAGCAACAAUGAUUGUUACCUCUCAAUGACCGUGUCACCUCUUGAUGGUCCAUGGAGACUGUCUCGUUGAUCCAAAUUUACCAGAGGUUUUGUGUCUGUCUGAUGAUGCAGCGAUGCCUCAGUCAAGGUGACCUUGUCUUGACCAUUAUUUAUGGAUGUCAACUGGAAUUUUUCAAAGAAGCAAAGCGCAUGUUGUAAACGGGGCUUCUAGCUAUCAUUUUUGUGGCUGAGAGGUCUCAUUGCUGUGGAUUUGCAGAGAACAACACGGAUCCAUUUGAUAUAAUCAGACUCGUCUGACCGCAUUUGAACCAGCACAGUUAUCCAUGUCUUAUUAACAGAGUGCUUAACAGGCAGACAAGAGCACCCUUAGAGAGCUAUGACGCUGUACAAAUGCUUGUUUUGCCAUCUCAUUGCAUAUAUUUCAUUGCAGAUCAUCAUGGCAUCAGUUACUGAAGAAACAAGCCCGUCAAGAACAUUAAUAGAUGUAAAGAAUAUUACUGCAGUUGCUGGAAAGGACAAGAGACUGCUGCUAUCGUGCCCAUAUUUCAAAUCAAUCCCCAUUUUUUGGAAAAAAGAUGGUCGUGUAAUCCAGGAAACGAGAAGCAUGCGUAUUUCCCUCGGCACACUUAUGGUAACAACGGUCAGCCUGGCAGCUGAAGGGCAAUAUGAAUGUAACUUUCAAGAUCUAGAUGGCAAUGGAUACAGGGCAAUUUUCAACGUCACAAUCAAUGAAACUCCAAGAAUCUCUCAAAGAAGCAAAAGACAUAUUUAUAGCAAUGGCAGUGCAACUGUCCUAAACUGCAAAGCAAAUGGCAAGCCAAAACCGGAUGUAUUUUGGAUAAAUGAAAAGGGGCUUUCGCCAAUUAGCCCUCCAACGAUAACGCUUGUUAGUGAGACAUCCCUGAAGAUCAGUAGAUGGAAAAGAAACAAGUCAUCAGUAUUUAUAUGCAUUGCACAAAAUAAGUAUGGAAGAGCUAAAGUUAUGUUCAAAAUACCGGCAGUUGGCACAUCUGCCUCAAAAAAGAAAAAGGCGCCCAAAAAAAGCGUAGAAAGAAAAGGGAAAGCACCAGAGUUCAUAUCACUACCUCCAAAGAUUCUGCCUGUUGCACUUGGGACACGACUGGAAAUCAAUUGCAACGCAAAAGGCGAGCCAAAACCAAAGAUAAUCAUCACAAAAUUACGACCAUCGAAGCAAAUAUUGCAAACCAGUGUAAUUGGGCGUUUACAAUUUAGAAACAUAGGCCUUUAUGAAUGCAGAGCUGUAAAUGAUUAUGGAACUAUCAAACAUACAUUCCUCCUUAGACUAAAAGGUUUUCGAAUGAAAGCCAGAUACAGAUUCAAUACAAAAGGAAUAUAUAAUUCAUAUGCAAGGGGUUAUACUAAUUGGUCAAAUUGGUCUAGGUGCUCUAAUCAGUGUGGGAUUGGAGUUCAAGUAAGGUCAAGGAAAUGCAGAGUGACCGAUUUGCGAUACAAAGCAAAGUAUUGCACAAAACAAACCACAAUUAGGCGCAUGUGUUUUGAAAGAAAAUGUUAUAAAAAGUCGUGACAAACUCCUCUGGUUAUUAGUAAUUCAAUUUGUGUCGUUGUUUAUUUAUUUUACAAUUGGAGUUUAUGAGUUUUCAGAUCAUUUAAAAUACGAGCUUUGCUAAGAUUUUUAAAAUCGAUCUGUUAGAGAAAUGUGUCUAGAGUUGAUACAUAUGUGUGUAAAUUUUUUGCAAUUCCGUUGCAAUUCUAGGCCAUUUAUGUUGAAAUGACUUUUCAUAUUUUUUAACUAAACCUUGAUUGAUGCCUCUUCAAACAAUAUAGCACAUAUAAUAUCGAAAAGAUUUGUCGUUUAACGCGAAAGUUCAUUGAAAAUUACUUGUUUUUAGCCUUGAACCAUAAAGCCAGGAAAUAAUUUAUGUUCCAUUUUUGUUUUAUUCAGAUAGGUCUAAAAUCAAUUUGAGUUUUUAUCGGUCUUGCCAAUAAAACCCUUAAAAUGGUCAUUCUUCGUUCAAUAUCAUACAUCAUCAGGAGUUGACCAGCAUCGCAUUAUUUAGGAGGCUGCUGAGCAGGAAUUCUGGAACAGGGGGAACACGGACCAUGUGUCUCCAAAAUGAUAUCUAAAUUUUCCUUUUUCUUAGUAGGUUUCUUAGGUCCUUUUUAGAACCUUUGCCAGUACAUUACUUUAGAUCAUAGCAAUGUUUGUAACAUACUGUAAUUUUAAAUUUAUUAUUCACUUAGCAGUGGUUUUGUAGUAAUAUUCCUAUUUCACAAAGCAACAUUCUCAUUUUCUCGUUGAAUCUUAACAACGUUAAAAAUUUGGACAUGAAGCUAAUCGAAUUGCAUCACCGAUCAAAGCAUUGCAGCUGCAAGUAAACCGCGCAAGUUUACGAGUAUUUAGAAGACCUUUCUGUGUCAAAGCCAACAACACCUCAGAAUGAUCCAUAUUAGCUGAGCAGAUGGAGGUGGAAUUCUCAACCUGAUCGGUUACGGCAACCUGCGAGAUAGCCUGCUUGGUGUCAACGAGAUAUGAAUUGUAUCACUGCCUCGGCGUACUUUGGGCCUGGCCACAAGAAAAAUAGCGACAAUAUGGAGUCGGCAGCAGAAAGGAUGAAAGUUUUGGAGAUUGGAGCUGUGCCUCGAUUGCAACGACUACAGUUCUAAUAUAGUACCAAGGGUAGCAACGACUACAGUUCUAAUAUAGUACCAAGGGUAGCAGGUGGCAGUAAGCAAUAGCAAUGGAAUGAUAAAUUAAAAGAGAAAAAUGGUUACAGGUACAUAAAGAGUGGGGGACAACUAAUCCUGUUGCUUUUGUUGCUAUAGCAGCAGUGUGGGGCAGCAUGGUUGCACCAUUGAGGCAGGAUAGGGGCAGCAUGGAGGUAGCAUGGGGCAUCAUAGUAGCACGGGGCAUUAAAGAUCAGAUUAUAGAUAGGUUUAUAAUUUUCUAAUAUUGAAGCGUAAGAAAUACUCACUUGGAGU
Messenger RNA from Rhopilema esculentum, 2978 nucleotides. Its product is annotated as contactin-5. The record is from RefSeq and is a predicted model, not a curated record. NCBI's taxonomy places the organism in Eukaryota, Metazoa, Cnidaria, Scyphozoa, Rhizostomeae, Rhizostomatidae.